Fraxinus pennsylvanica is the source of this 3960-nucleotide messenger RNA. NCBI's taxonomy places the organism in Eukaryota, Viridiplantae, Streptophyta, Magnoliopsida, Lamiales, Oleaceae. The record is from the annotation of a GenBank genome assembly.
AUGCUCAAUCACAGCUCUCUCUACUAUAUUUGCCGUUGUGCGGUGCGAUCUAGGCAUUGUGAACUGGUUGUUGUGGAAUUGUCUACUAUGUGGCUUGAUCUGAGUGCCGUAGCCUUACCCAGUCCUGAGCCUCGAGUGGCCUUUUGUUUAGAGGCGACCUCUUUGUGUGGUAGAUUCGUAAUUAUGGAGGGAUCCGAAGGCAAAGAUUUCAAGGGCUUCACCGACGCCGCCUCCAGCAGCUCCAUAACUACUGAUAGCACGCUAUUUGAUGCAUCACAGUACAUGUUUUUCGGGAAAGAUAUAGCGGAUGAAGUAGAAUUAGGGGGUUUGGAAGAUGAAGAAGUUGGGGUUCCGGUGAUUGGGGCCAGAUUUGGUGGCGGAGAUGAUGAGCUGCACGAGUAUCAUUUGUUUGAAAAAGACGAGGGAUCAGGUUUAGGAUCAUUAUCUGAUAUGGAUGAUUUGGCUACUACAUUUGCAAAGUUAAACAAAGCUGUAUCUGGACCAAGGCAUCCUGGAGUUAUUGGUGAUCGAGGAUCUGGAUCUUUUUCGAGGGAAAGUUCAUCAGCUGCAGAAUGGGCACAAGAGCCAGAUUUUCCUUAUCCUGAUUGGCUUGACCAUCACAUGUCUGACUCAGAAUGUUACCAAGAAAGUAAGAGGUGGUCAUCACAACCACAUCUCUCUUCAUUGCAACUUCCAGAAUCAAAACCACUAUAUAGAACUUCUUCAUACCCCGAGCAGCCUCAGCAACUGCAACACUUUUCUAGUGAGCCUAUUUUAGUUCCCAAGUCAUCUUUCACUUCCUUCCCUCCACCAGGAUCUCAACAAGCUUCUCUGAAUAAUUCGAAUUAUCUUAAUAUUUCAUCUCUCUCUGGCGGACAUCAUUCACCAUUCUCCGUGUCAAACAACUCUGCAUUAUCUAAUUCUGCUCUGCAUUUUCCCGGAACGAGCCGUGGGUUUCAAUACAAUACAAACAUAUCGCAACUGGCCUCAACAAAUAUCACUCAUAAUCCACGCCUGCAAAACUUCUGGACUAGCCAUGCUGGUCUCCUCCACGGGAAUCAUUCUCUCCUCUUGAACAAUGUUUUUCAGCAUCAAUAUCAAAACGGGUCAUUAUCACCUCAGCUACUUUCCCCACAGCAACAUCGACUUCAUCUUCAAGCUCAACCAGCUUUAUCUAAUUUUUCACCACUGAGAUCUCAACAAUUUAACACCUUUCCUUCACCAUCACAUUUGAGUAAAUAUGAUAAGAGAGAGUCAAAACCCAAAUCAGCCAAAGGCAAACACAGCGUGCGAUUCUCCAAUCAUGGAUCUGAUUCUAGUAGUCAGUGGACUGAUAGUAGUUUACCACAAUUCAGAUCUAAGUACAUGACAACUGAAGAGAUAGAGAGUAUUAUUAAAAUACAGCAAGCCACAAACCAUGGUAAUGACCCAUACAUAAAUGAUUAUUACCACCAAGCUCGUCUUGCAAAGAAAUCGGCGGAAACGAGGUCAAAAUAUCGAUUCUGCCCAUCCCACCAGAGGGACCAAUCUUCCCGUUCCCGUAAUAGUGCAGAAUCACAGCCACAUCUCCAUGUUGAUUCUCUUGGGAGGGUUUGUUUUUCUUCUAUACGUAGACCCUGCCCUGUUCUUGAAGUCGACCCCCCUCCCUCUGCUUGUGGUGAUUGCGGUGCUGAACCAAAAAUAUCUGAAAAGCCUCUGGAGAAGGAACCCAUGUUUGCUGCUAGAGUAACAAUUGAGGAUGGUCUUUGUCUUCUUUUGGAUGUAGAUGACGUUGACCGUCUUCUACAAUUUAGUCAUCCCCAAGAUGGUGGCAAUCAGCUUAGGCGGAAGCGGCAGAUUUUAUUAGAAGGGUUAGCAGCCUCUCUUCAGCUUGUUGACCCACUUGGAAAAAGUGGCAAAUCUGCUGGGCUGGCUGCCAAGGAUGAUAUUGUGUUUCUACGCAUAGUCUCUCAUUCCAAAGGUCGGAAGCUGAUUUCAAGGUUCCUUCAGCUCAUUUUACCUGGUAGUGAGCUUGUCCGAAUAGUCUGCAUGGCCAUCUUUCGUCAUUUAAGAUUUUUGUUUGGGGGCCAUCCUUCUGAUCAAAGUGCAGCUGAGACUAUUAAUAAUCUUGCCAAGACAGUCUCUACUUGUGUCACUGGUAUGGAUCUUAAUUCACUUAGUGCUUGUCUUGCUGCGUUAGUUUGUUCAUCAGAACAGCCACCUCUCCGACCACUUGGGAGCCCUGCUGGAGAUGGUGCUUCAGUCGUCGUGAAAUCUGUUUUAGAACGAGCAACUCACUUGUUAAGAGAUCCUAAAGCUGCCAGCAAUUUUAGUAUGCCCAAUCUUGGCCUUUGGCAGGCUUCUUUUGAUGCCUUCUUUGGUCUGCUGACAAAGUAUUGUGCAAGUAAAUAUGACAGUAUAAUGCAAUCAAUAUUUACUCAAGGCCAGGCAAACACAGAGGUAAUUGGUUCAGAGGCUGCAAGAGCUGUUAGCAAGGAAAUGCCAGUGGAACUUCUUCGUGCUAGUCUUCCCCACACUGAUGAGUGUCAGAGGAAGUUAUUGAAUUUUGCUCAGCAGUCGAUGCCUGUUACUGGAUUUAAUGCUCAUGGUGGAAGCAGUGGCCAAAUAAAUCCUGAAUCAGUGCGGGCUCUUGAAGGGACAUGGAGACCUACACUCGCUCAUCUGGAGAGCUAUGUUUUUUAUGCUCUUGUUCUUCUUUAUUUCCAUCUCUCUCUCCAGUUCAGAUUGGAUCAUAUCUAUUACAAGCUUGAAGAUUCUUCAACACUUUUGCUGCUUAAUCGAUUUCGAGGGAUGGAUUUUAUGGAGACGAAUCGAAGGAGCAACACUAGGAAAAUUUUCUUAGCUGCCGGAAUCACUGCACUUCUUAUUUUUCUUUUCAAGCGAUCACCUGGUACUGGUGCCUCUACCAAGUUUUCUCAACACGAAUCUGGUGUAACGCACGUCUUAGUAACUGGAGGUGCAGGCUAUAUAGGUUCUCAUGCAGUCCUUCGGCUUCUCAAGGAUUCAUAUCGUGUAACCAUUGUGGACAACCUUUCCAGAGGGAAUAUGGGAGCUGUUAAAGUCCUCCAAAAACUUUAUCCCGAGCCUGGGAGACUUCAAUUUAUAUAUGCUGAUCUUGGAGAUGCAGCAUCAGUAAAUAAAUUUUUUAAAGAGAACGCGUUUGAUGCUGUCAUGCAUUUCGCAGCUGUUGCUUAUGUUGGUGAAAGUACAGCUGAGCCUCUAAGGUACUAUCAUAAUAUUACUUCAAAUACCUUGUUAAUAGUGAAGGCAAUGGCUACACAUGGUGUAAAGACAUUGAUCUAUUCGAGCACUUGUGCUACAUAUGGAGAACCAGAAAAGAUGCCUAUCACAGAAGUUACUCCUCAAGCCCCUAUCAAUCCAUAUGGAAAAGCCAAGAAAAUGGCGGAAGACAUUAUAUUGGACUUCUCAAAGACUUCCGACAUGGCUGUCAUGAUCUUAAGGUACUUCAAUGUAAUUGGCUCCGACCCUGAAGGAAGAUUGGGAGAAGCUCCACGACCAGAAUUGCGUGAACAGGGACGUAUUUCAGGUGCUUGUUUCGAUGCAGCCAGAGGAAUAAUUUCGGGAUUAAAGAUAAAAGGGACAGAUUAUAGCACACCAGAUGGAACUUGUGUAAGAGACUACAUUGAUGUCACUGAUUUGAUUGAUGCACAUGUUAAAGCAUUAGCCCAUGCAAAACCAGGCAAAGUUGGCAUUUACAAUGUUGGAACUGGAAAAGGUAGUUCAGUAAAACAAUUUGUGGAAGCAUGUAAGAAAGCUACUGGUGUGAACAUAAAGGUGGACUACCUAAGUCGUCGGCCAGGGGAUUAUGCCGAAGUGUAUAGCGAUCCUUCGAAGAUCAAGAAUGAGCUAAACUGGUCGGCUAAAUACACAAAUCUUGAAGAAAGCUUGGCAAUCGCUUGGAGAUGGCAAAAGACACACAGAAAUGGUUACAGCAAUUGA